Entamoeba histolytica HM-1:IMSS is the source of this 1983-nucleotide messenger RNA. RefSeq names its product chaperone protein dnaK, putative. Gene Ontology annotation, biological process: protein folding. The record is from RefSeq and is a predicted model, not a curated record. NCBI's taxonomy places the organism in Eukaryota, Evosea, Mastigamoebida, Endamoebidae. Gene Ontology annotation, molecular function: protein binding; ATP-dependent protein folding chaperone; ATP binding. Gene Ontology annotation, cellular component: nucleus; cytosol. The transcript has a single exon. Bases 1 to 1983 code for a protein of 660 amino acids.
AUGAAUUUCUUAGGAAUAGAUGUUGGAAGUAAACACAGUUUAAUUGCUCAUACAGUUGAAGGUUCAUUUCCAACUGUUGUAUCAAAUAAAAUUUCUAAUCCAUUAACUCCUUCAUGUAUUGUAUAUGAACCUGCAUCAGAAGCUGUAUUUAUUGGAGAUGAAGCAAUUGAUAAACAAAUGAGAUAUCCACAACAUACAAUAAAUAAUGUAACUACACAACCUACAUUUAAUCAAGAAUUACCAUAUUUCUAUCAUACAUUAUUAAUUGAUAAUUUAUUAAAAGACGUAGAAAUGUAUUUAAAAGAUAAACUUACAGAAUUAAAACCAGAAGAAACAGUAGUAACACUUACUAUUCCAAGUGAAAUGGAAGAAGAAAAAAAGGAAUUAUAUAAAAAUAUAAUUAAAGGACAUUUUAACUUUAAAGAAGUUUUAACAUUAUCUGAUAUUGAAGCAGCUGCACUUUGUCUUAAAACAAUGCAUUCUGUUGAAAAGAAAAAUGUAUUAAUUGUAGAUAUUGGAGCACAUCAUACUACAGCAGCAGUAUUUUCAGUUGGAGAAACAAUUGAAUGUAUUAGUAAAGAGUCAGCUAUUGUUGGAGGAAAUGAUUUUGAUAAAAAGUUGAUUGAAUAUGCUGAACGUUAUUUAUUAGAAAAACAAAAAAUUGAUAUAACACAACCAAAUUACAUUAGAGCAUUUAUUAGAACACAAAGAGCUGUUGAGAAAGCAAGAAUUUUACUUUCAACAAUUCCAGAAACUAAUAUUGAGAUUGAUGGAAUUAAUGACGGUUCUAUUAUGAUUAAAUUAAGUAGAGAAUUAAUGCAACAAUUAAUUCAUGAUGAAUUAUAUAAAAUUGAAGAAGUGGUAAAAAAAGUUGUUAAUGAUGGUAAAACAAAAAUUGAACAAGUUGAAGUUAUUGGUGGAACAGGAAGAGCACCAAAUGUUGUUCAAAUUAUUAAAGGUGUUGUUGGAGAAGAAGUAAGAUUUUUAAAUUCAAUUGAUUCUGCAUGUUCAAUUGCACUUGGAGGAGCUGUUUAUGCAGAACGUAGUCAACAAAAUAAAAACAAAUUAACAGAAGAGAAGAAGAAUAAUGAGAUAGAAGAAAAACAAAAAGAAAUGAUUAAAAAAAUUGAUGAAGAAAUGUUAAAAGCAACAACGAUAAUUAAGAAUAGAGAAAGAAAGAUGUGGAUAUUAAAUGAUAUUGAAACUAAGAUUAAUCAAUAUAGAAGAUAUAUAGAGUCAAAAGAAGGAAAUAUUCCUGAAAAUGAAUCUAAUGCAUUAAGAAAUCUUUGUAAUGAAAUGGAAGAUUGGCUUAAUGAUGCUCAAGACCUUGGACUAGAAUCUUUAGAAGAAGCUUAUAAAGCUCAUUUAAUUGCAAUUGACUCUGCUGCUCCUACCUUAAAAAGUUAUUUAGAUAAAAAAGCUGAAGAAGCUAAAAACGAGAAAGAAAAAGCUGAAAAAAUGAGAGCUGAACAUAUAGGAACUGGAGAAACAGCUCGUAAGAGACCAGAACCAAAAACAAAUAAAGAAAAAAUGGAAGCUGCAGAAAAGGCAAAAGAAAAAGGAACUAAAGCAUUUAAAGACACAGACUGGAUUGGUGCUAUUAGAAUGUAUUCAAGUGCUCUUGGACAUGUUGAAGCAAUGUUUGAUAUGGGACCAGAAGAAAUAGAUAAAUGUAAUCAAAUGAAGUUAUCACUUUAUUUAAAUCUUGCUCUCUGUUAUUUAAAAGUAGAUAAAUUAAAUAAAGCAUUAGAUAAUGCUGAGUCUGCAUUGAAAAUUGAUGGAAAAAAUGUUAAAGGAUUAUUUAGAAAAGGAAUGGCAUUAAAUGGAUUAAAGAAAUAUGAAGAGGCAUUAGUUGCUUUUAAACAAAGUGAAGAAAUUGAACAUAGUGCAGCUACUGUUAGUUGGAUAAAGAAUACUGAGGCAAAGAUCCAAGCCGAUAAAGAGAAAGAAAAGAGAUUAGCUCAAAAGAUGUUUGGAUUUUAA